UCUUCUCGCGAGACCUGACGGCCGCGAGCCGCGGCGGUGCCUUUCUGAGCCGCCGGUGGCAGCAGUGGGGAGCUUUUAUGGUGCGGUCUCCUUCGUGAAGUGGUCGACGGUGAAGAAAAUCAUCGGUAACAGCGCAAUCUAAACGAUGUCCCUUGGAUCAUGGGCCAAACCAUUUGCAUCUGCUCUCGCGGGACGAUCACUAUUGAUAAUAAGCGCUACUUCUUUAUCCAGAAGUUGGACGAAGGGGGAUUCAGCUAUGUGGAUCUGGUGGAGAGUGUUCAGAAUGGCAAGUUCUACGCCCUGAAGCGCAUCAUCUGCCAUGACAAAGAAGAUCGCAAAAAUGCGCUUAAUGAGGUGGAAAUGCAUCGGAUGUUCAACCACCCAAACAUCCUGCAUUUAGAAGCUUACUGCAUCAUGGAUAAAGGUCCAAAGUGUGAGGGCUGGCUUCUGCUGCCAUAUAUUAAGGACUGGGCAGCCCAGCGUUGCACCAUAUCGUACCGAGCUCCUGAACUCUUCAACGUGGCAAGUCACUGUAUCAUAGACGAGCGCACAGACAUUUGGUCCCUAGGCUGCGUGUUAUAUGCUAUGAUGUUCCUAGAAGGACCAUAUGAUGGCAUCUUUCACAGGGGAGAUUCUGUUGCGUUGGCUGUGCAGAAUGUAAUAACCAUUCCAGAAGGCUGCAGGUAUACACAGGCCCUGCAGCAUCUGCUAACUUCUACAAUGGUGACUAACCCCCAAGAGAGACCAAAUAUUACCUGGGUCCUGAAUCAAACCAAACAAUUACUGCAGAUAGAAGCUGUCCAGGAGACUAAAUUGGCCUGAUCUCAGCAGCACAGAUACUGCUACAAGUGCUCGGGUUUCUCAGCUAUCAGACCAUGGACGCUGCUGUACAAAGCAAAAGCCUACUAUCAGCAACUGCAGCAAUGGACCGGGACAGAACCUUUACGUGUUCAUUUUGCUCCUGAAUUGUUUGUGCUUGGCUCGAAGUUGAAGGGCAGGGAGAAAGAAUUGCAUGUUCUUUUUCCUUUUUUUUCCAAAGGCAAUCAGCUGCUCAUUUUGCUCCAUUACCUCUUCCUGUGCUUUUUCACAUUCGUGCAUUUGAAUCAGUCUUUGUCCACCAAAUCCACAACCGCCUUCUUUCUUAUGUUGAAGAACGUUGGAACAUCCUGGAUAGUUUUACUCCUUUUGAGGCAAAAAGGAGGUGUGGUGUGUGUUGGUAAAUAGUUUCUUGACCAUACAUUGAGUGUAUUUUAAUGAGGGUAGAGAUUGCCAUUGCCUGAAAUGAUGUGUUCACCAUCUACCUUCAGUCUGGUGGGAAAUCUUUGUCAAUCGUCUUCCUCCAGAAAGAAUUUUAAAUCAUAUCUCAGUAGCCAGGUGGCAGCAAAUUAUCCAAGAUUGCGUAGCAUGUUCUUAACCACAUAUAGCGACCAGCCAGAAUGAAGAUUGAGUGAUGUUCUUCUUUCCCUCCCUCUUUUUGAUUUGCACCCCCCCACCCCCAUCCUGUCAUUGUAAGUCUCUUGAGUUGAUUAUACCCAAGAGGUUUGUUGUAUAGCUAUCCCCGAUAUCACUGCAUCUUGGUGGACGGAUGUUGCAGUUGUACUGGAGAGAACCUGUUAACUGUAAUCUCUUUUAAGGCACUGAACUCCUUCCUCCUGCUGCAAGGCUGAUGCAGUGGUGUUGGUAUUCACUCUGCUUGCUCUUUCAUGAUGCACCAAUUUCAGCUGAGCUGUGCAGAGCUGACAAGUUGGCAAGAAAGUACUGAUACAGAGGUGGCCUUGUACUUGCACAGUCAGGGGGCCAGGUGUGAUUCCUGUCUUGUUGUACUGCCAUUUUCAUGCUUGUGACUGAGAGGACUACCUUGAUAAUCAGAAGUCAUGUCAGCAGUGUGUGUAAUAACUUUUUUUGUUAACCUGUCAUGUUGCAACAUCACCUUGUCCCAUGUGCCCCCAAACCAGCUUGCAAUGUUCUUUAAAAUAUGCUGUUAAUAUUGCAGUUUGAGCCUCAGAUUCUUUGUAGGUACACCUUUGUAUCUCCACUAUCCUUUCUGGAAAACCAUCAGGGAGGCUGGUUCAUCCUGACCGUCUUUUUUCAAUGUUUCUCCACUGGCACCCAAAGUUGAACACUUGGGAAUUGCAAACUGGGUCUGCUUCUCAUCAACCUUGUCCUUGACCUUCCCAAAAAUAAUGGAGUACCUUCAUCUACUGAUGACCAAAGUACCGUGUGUAUCUUUUGUUGAGUCAUUGAGUUGAAGUUAACCCAGGCUCCGUCAACUGCUUAGAAAUCUCAAAAUUGUUCCUUCCCGUGUCUUCGACAGGAAAUAAAAACUGAUCAGGAAUAAACCGAAUAAAUCUUUUCCUUAGUGCCUCUUUGCCCAUUUAGGGGAUCGUUGAUUCUCAUUCCAUCUCUCUGGUCAUUCAUUUUAGUGCCAGCUUCCUUAGACCUCUUCAGACCAGUGCAGGGAAAUAAUAGAGGGAAAGAGAUGAUAGAGUAGCUAUGAUUUUUCAUCUACAACAUCGCAGAAUAGUACAGUACAGAACAAGGCUAUUUGGCCUAUUUAAUUCCUGUCGGCUUUCGAAGAGCACCUGACUGCACCUCAUCAAAGUGGACAAUCCUUCUGGAAAUAAAAAAUCCAUUCAGUCACCAGCUCAGCACAUGAAGGUUUUUAUUCACUUCUGCAAGUGGAACUGUGAACCCGCAUGACCUCUUCGAUGAAAACCCUUUGUCAUGGUUAAUGCUUUGGUUCAUGGUCAGAGUGCUGGACUUCUGCAUGACUGGUAUGAUAAUGAGUGUCUUCCUUCCUCUUCUCUACGCCUCUCAACUGUAACAAUUCAAAGCCACAAUAUUCAUGGUGAAUCUACAAAAACAAAUCUGGAAUAAUUUUAGGAAGAGUGAGGAGAGAGGACUGAUUCCUGUGCUGGUGUUCUUUUCCAGUUUUCCUAAUGAGUAAAAGUAACAUUAGAUAAUUAGAUGGCUUCCCACUUUCCCAAUGUGCUUCCCAACAUGAUACAGUAAAACGACUGAUAAUCACCAGAUGAGAAUUUUGUUCAGACCAUGGUCACACGAAGUAUUCCAGUACUGGAAAGCUAAAUCACCCAAAAUGUUGGCACUACAGUUAGCAUUUCACGUUGAUAACCUUUCGGCCCAACUCCAAGGCCAAAUAGGAACAGCAUAUAAGCAAGUACUAAAGGAUAAGGAAAUAGCCGGGGAAGCCUACGCCAUCAUACAAUAGUACAGCACAGAAGGAGGCCAUUUAGUCCAUCAGAUUCCUGCCAACUUUUGUGAAAAGUAAUCCAGUUUGUCCACUGUCCUGCUCUCAUACUUGGAAGGGAAAAAAUAUGCUGGAGUUUUUAACAGGUUUAUUUUUGAAGGCUACUGUUGAAUCUAUUCACUAAUUGCAUUACAUCUGUGCUGUCUGGUGUGGAUCUUUCAGCCAUUACAACUAGUUUUUCUUAACUCCUACCUCCACAAUGUUAAACAUCUCUGUGAUAUCACCUCUCGGUCUUCUCUGCUCGAAGAAGAACAACAACCCCACAAUGUGCUAAUGAUUUAGAAAUCAAGUAUCACUUUUUUUUUUGUGUGAAAACAAAAUGCCGAGCAGGAGAGCAAACUUAUCAGAACCUGAAUGUAAACGUAGCUCAGCAUUUGAGAUUUGACCUGCUUUCUCUUUGUCUGUGCUGUGGAGUUGGGGAGGGGAUGAGCAGUUUUGCGUUUGUUGCAUUCUCUGAAGGGGCGUUUUAUGGUUCGUGGUGACAUCCUCCCUGAAUGACUAAUGGGUGUGUGUUAGAUUACGAGAGGCUUUUUGCCUUUGAGGGGGAAGUCCUUGUGAGAGGUAUAAAAAAUAACGUAGACAGUCAAUAGGUAACACUGAGUCAUAAGCAUUGGACAUGGAUGCAUGUUACCUCUUUGUUCUUUGUGUAGGGAGAGACUUGAUGUAUGGAAUGCACUUUCUGGUGGGACCCUUAAUCGACAUGGACAAUCUUUGUUGGGGUCUGCUUGGUAUCUCUCUUGUGUCAGCUUUGCUCAGUUGGCAGCACUUGCAACUUUGGAGGUGGUCUCUAGCUUUCUAUUCUGUUCUAAAAUCUUAAGCACGUCAUCUAGGCCGGCAGUUCAGAUUGUCUCUGUUGGCUUUGUCCUCCAGAUAUAAAAUAUCUGUCUGCUUAUUGAAGCAGGUUUUGUAAUUUUUGACUUUUUAAAAUAACACUAUCAUUUUAAUAUGACUGUUUUUGUUCAGGCAACUUUAAUUUCAAUAUGGCUGUUGCCCAGAUAGCAACAACUAUUGCCCCUCCAUUUGUACUCCGCGAGUUGUUAUGAUCUGGAAUGCAGUGAAGAGAAAGGUGGAUGGAGCUGAUUUUAUUAGUAACUUGCAAAAGGGAGUUGGAUCUGUGCUGCUAAAAUAGCCAUUUCAGAACUAUAGAGAAUAAGCAGUAAGUGUGAUUAAUUGGAUAAGUCUACCAGAGAGCUGGCACAGGUACAGUGGGUCAAAUAGCCUCUUUCUCUUCAUAAUGUGGGAGUUGGUCAUCUCAAUUGGCUGUAGGGCUGCUUUGCAAUGCAGAGUGAUGCCAACAGCGAGAGUUCAGUUCCUGCGCCAGCUGAGGCUGCCAUGAAGGUCCUCCCUUCUCUACCUCUCCCCUCACGUGAGACGUGGUGACCCUCACGUUAAACCACUACCAGUUCUUCCCACUUCUGCUCUGUCACUAAUGGGAGAGCAGCCCAUGGUCUGGUAAAACUAUGGCAACUUUGCCUUUUUACUUCAGAGUGCUGCUAAAUUUGUGAAGUGCUAAUAUAUUCACAGCUAUUUAGCAGUAUUAUAAUAGUAGGUCUUUUUCAGAAACCUGUUCAUGAAUCAAAACAGUUGAUUACGGUGAAAGAUCCCAAGAAUGAAGAAAGAGUAAGCAAGCACGUGCCCUUUAUUAAGCUAAUGUAUAUAUUUUUUCCAUUUAGCAUUUUGCUUUUCCUUUGUGAAGCUAGAAUCAAACCGUACCAGAAAAGCCUGUCCAAUUUAAAAUGAUUUACUACAGUUAUGUUUAUCAAGUAAGUUAUUAAUUUGAAUGUGCUGUCUAUAACCCAGCAGCCUGAUCUCAUUUGUUUGGUGUCUGCACAAAAUGACCAUCACGUGCCAGUAUUUCCCUGCAGGAAACAUUCAAAAUACAAGAGGAUGCAAAAUGAAUUACAUAGUUUUAGGCAUCAUUUGUUUAUCAUAGGUUGCCCAUAGUAAUUAAUAAGCAAUUUCAUUCCAUAACCUCAACUUUCACUUUUCCUGAAACUGAUUAAAUUGAUGAAAUGAUUAACUUGAUGUUGGUGAGCAUCUAUAUGGGACUUUGGUCUCAUUCUGUACCACGUGCUCUACACCUGAUCCACUGAUGCCCUGUGUUUAUUACACAGUUUCAUCUGCGGCCUAACUAUUUGUGCAUGUUAUCAUUUGUACUCCAAUCUAGUUAUUGGGUUACUUGUGUGUUCAUAAGAUGCAGUGGUUAGUCUUACAUGAACUGGUGACCAUUAACUGUGUGACUGUUGAUUCCCUGGUCUGUGUGGUGGCUUGUUGUCUGCAUGAUACCUUUAUUCUUCCCCAUGUUUGAGAUUUAGUUUAGUCCUCCAACUCCAUCCAUUUCCCACCGCCCCCCACCCCCCACUCAAUUUUAAAGUAUAAACCGUGCGAAGUGGUGAGAAUGGUGGAAGGGAGAUUGAGAUCUGCAAUGAAAAGCAGGAAUGCAUUCGGCUUAGUCAGGAACCUCCUGGUUAAGUGUUUACGGGACAUUCUGGCCUAGACGUUAUCUGUUUAUGUGCUUAACUAGAUUUGCUGUACAAGUUAUUGAAUGAAGGCAUAUUUCUGAUGGGCGUUCCUCUUGUGUCUGUGCUUGCCAUGUUUGUCCUGAGUUACUUUCUUCUUCACUGUUAACACUUUUUUUAAAUAAAAGAGCAGUGGGGUUUGGGGGGGGAGCGAGAACUAAAUGUUAAACAUUUGUACGUCAGCAGCCCAUAAUCUGGCACCGUUGAGCUUUGUUGUGGAUUGCUAAGCAUAUGUUUAAUUUGUCUCCAUGUGGAAAAUGAAAGACUGGACAUUGUUGGAAAUCACCCCUCCAAAGUUUAACACGUUAAUUUUUGAUUUCACACACGUCUCUUCUGUUACAGUUGUGUUUUUUUAAUCUAUUGUAUCAAAAGCUUAAUCUAUUGUGAAUUUUUGCACAACCUUCUGGAUCUGAGAUUAUAAAUGUCUCAUCUGUGAUAAAUUGAUACUACAAAGGGGCCUUUACUGAGCCAGAGUGGUGAGAAUUGCUCUUUGUUUUACUAGUUUGAAAGUGAUUCAGUAAUUCUUCCCACACCUUGGGUUAAGGGCUGAGAUACCCAACUCCCUGUUACACUCUCCCUUUUAUUGUGACCUUGCUGUUAACAUCCUUGCUGCACAGCAGACCAAUUAUGUAAUCCUUGCUCUCGAGCAAGGCAGAUAUUGCCCGCCUUGUGCAGUGUGUAUGUUUAAUGUAAUAACACAAGUAAUUCUCUACACUCUUGAAGUAGCUACCAGUGUGGUUUAGUAUUGGCAUUUAACUUUAACUCUCAGUACGGUUGCAGAUUACAUCCUGAGAGGAAAAGGAUUUUUUUUUUUUUUAAUCCUCCAAUCUGUUUUAGUUGUUUACAGUUUGUUUUAAUCAUAGUUUCUGUAUUUCAUUCUAGAGAUAUGGAGAAUUUAAAACGCAGCAUUGUUUUGCACUUUAUUCAGUAGUGUGUGUCUUCUUUUCAUCCUGUGAAAGUGGCUCCAUUACUAAGAAGUGAAACAAAUCUUUGUCUUCAUAGACUGAUCUCUGCAGAGUAGGAAGCCAUACAGUAAAUCCAGCAGCAAGCAUAGACCAGGUGCUGAAGAUGAUCAGAGGGGUUAAAUGAGGGCUAGGUAGGUAGAAAAUAAUUCUUCUGGUAGCAGGAGCCCAGAGCAACGGGUGAUAGCUUUAAAAUUAGUUGAAGGUCUUUGGGAGUGAUGUGAAGAAGCCCUCCUUCACGCAGAAUGUGCUAAAGAUCUGGGACUCCACGUACACACAGACAGAGACACGAAUGCAGAUAUACUGGAAAAAUAGUAAUCAAAGUGGAUAGAUUUAUUUUUGGGGUUGUGGCUACGUUGGGAAGAUGGAUUUAUGACAGAGCGGACAGGCUGAACAAGCCCAAAGAGUUGGAUGCCACUACGCCACAGCCUCCCCUUGUAGGCAUAGUGUCACUGCACUAGUAAUCCAGAACCACCGGUCGAUGUUCUGAGGAUGUGCAUUCGAAUCCCACCAUGGUAGAUAUUAGCAAUUUGUAAUUCAAUGACAAUCUGGAGUAAAAAGUGUAAAAGUGACCAUGUAA
Rhincodon typus (whale shark) is the source of this 7329-nucleotide messenger RNA. It is a transcript of the gene stk16, whose product is annotated as serine/threonine kinase 16. Gene Ontology annotation, molecular function: ATP binding; protein serine/threonine kinase activity. NCBI's taxonomy places the organism in Eukaryota, Metazoa, Chordata, Chondrichthyes, Orectolobiformes, Rhincodontidae. The transcript is spliced from 6 exons. The coding region runs from base 160 to 822 and encodes 220 amino acids. Gene Ontology annotation, cellular component: Golgi apparatus; cytoplasm. Gene Ontology annotation, biological process: protein phosphorylation. The record is from RefSeq and is a predicted model, not a curated record.